CAUGUUUAUAGUUUUCAUAGCAGCUGCAGUUACUGUUCUCUAGUUGGAUCCAACUGGGAAUAAAUCAUGGAGCACUUCAACCUGAGCUGAGCAACUUUUUAUCUCUACUCAAGCACUGAAACAUAUUUCAGGGUUAGCAGACAGUGUUCAGUUCAAGAUGCAUCCUUGUUUCCUCUCCCUCUGGUUUACAAACGUCAUGAUGGGAGGAACCAGUGACACGCCCUUCAGUUACCCGACAUUUACAUGAGAACUGAAGCCAGUUUCUGUUCUACAAAAGAAAAACUCACACAGUUGAUUUUACUGAGAGCUGAAAUGGACUAUAGACAAGUUCAAAGGGAUAAACUCUCUUGCUCCAUCUGUUUGGAGACAGUGAAGGAUCCGGUGACUAUUCCCUGUGGACACAGCUACUGUAUGACCUGCAUUAACGACCACUGGGAUGGAGAAGUUCAGAGGAGAAACCACAGCUGCCUUCAAUGCAGAGAGAAAUUUAGAAAAAGACCUGUCUUGAAGAAAAGCACAAUGUUAGCAGAUUUAGUGGAUAUUGAACUGAAGAAGACUGGACUCCAAGCUGCUCCAGCUGAUCACUGCUAUGCUGAACCUGAAGAUGUGGCCUGUGAUGUCUGCACUGGGAGGAAGAGGAAAGCUGUCAAGUCCUGUUUAUCUUGUCCAGCUUCCUACUGUGAGACUCACCUCCAACCUCACCAGGAUGCUCCACCAUUAAAAAAGCACAAGCUGGUGAAUCCCUCCAAGAAUCUCCAGCAGAGGAUCUGCUCUCGUCAUGAUGAGGUGAUGAAGAUCUUCUGUCGUACUGAUCAGCAGUGUAUCUGUUAUCUCUGCAAUAUGGAUGAACAUAAAGGCCAUGAAACAGUUUCAGCUGCAGCAGAAAGAGCUGAGAAGCAGAAGAAGCUCCAGGAGAGUCGACAACAAAUCCAUCAGAGAAUCCAGGACCAAGAGAAAGAUGUGAAGCUGCUUCAACAGGAGGUGGAGGCCAUCAAUGUCUCUGCUGAUAAAGCAGUGGAGGACAGUGAGAAGAUCUUCACCCAGCUGAUCCGUCUCCUCCAGGAAAGAAGCUCUGAUGUGAAGCAGCAGAUCAGAUCCCAGCAGGAAACUGAAGUGAGUCGAGUCAAAGAUGUUCAGGAGAAGCUGGAGCAGGAGAUCACUGAGCUGAAGAGGAAAGACGCUGAGCUGGAGCAGCUCUCACACACAGAGGAUCACAUCCAGUUUCUCCUCAACUACCCCUCACUGCCAGCACUCAGUGAGUCUACACACUCAUCCAGCAUCAACAUCCGUCCUCUGAGACACUUUGAGGACAUGACAGCAGCUGUGUCAGAGCUCAGAGACAAACUACAGGACGUCCUGAGAGACAAAUGGACAAACAUCUCACGGUCAAUUAGUGAUGUGGAUGUUUUACUGUCAGAACCAGAACCAAAGACCAGAGCUGGAUUCCUAAAAUAUACGCAAGAAAUCACUCUGGAUCCAAACACAGCAAACAGGUUUCUGUUAUUAUCUGAGGAGAACAGAAAAGUAACGAGGGUAAAAGAACGACAAUCUUAUCCUGAUCAUCCAGACAGAUUUGAUAAUUUAUGUUAUCAGGUUCUGAGUACAGAGAGUCUGACUGGACGUUGUUACUGGGAGGUGGAGACGAGAGGAGGAAUUGCUGUAGCCGUUUCUUACAAGAACAUCAACAGAAAAGGAGGAUUUGGAGUCAAUGACAAAUCCUGGUCAUUAUAUUUUAUCACAAAAGGUUAUGUAGGUUUUCACAACAACAUUAAAACUCCAGUACUGGAUCCUGUUUCCUCCAGACUAGGAGUGUACCUGGAUCAUAUAGAAGGUAUUCUGUGUUUCUACAGCGUCUCUAAAACUAUGACUCUGAUCCACAGAGUCCAGACCAGAUUCACUCAGCCUCUACAUGCUGGGAUUAAACUUUUUGGUGAGGAAUCAUCUGCUGAGUUCAUUAAACUGAAAUAGCCAGCAGUGAUCUGACGUCCAGUUUUUUUAAAAUGUGUAUUUUAGUUUCAGGUGUUUGAUUUUCCUCCAUUGUUGCUGAGAGCUUUGUUUUCAUUUCUUCACUGCUCACAGAUCAGCUGUCUUUACGGAGUUACUUUAUGAUCUUUUUAUUUUGUUGGUGUUGGAGUUCAUUUGAGUGCUGCCCCUUCCUGUUUCUGUUCACCCAUGGAGACUCUCACUGCUAAGGAGGAUUUUGAUUCUCUAAUUACAUUUACAUGAAUUACUUUUUCAUUUAAAUCCAUGUAAAAAUUAGCUGAUGGAAACUGAUUGCUACGAUCAUCAUCAAUCAGAAAGUUUUUCAUUAUUUUGUUGGACGAAGAUCAGAUUAUGAUGAUGCAACUUUUUAAAACUCAAACAGUGUUUAGUAUGGGCUGGUAAGUGAAAUGUAAAAGGACAUCAGCAGGUAAAAAUAACUUCCUGCUGUGAGAAAACUAUCAUCCUUUUCAGCAUUUAUUGUAGUUGAAAGGUUAAAGAAGGAAAGUGAUCAAUUUCAUAACAAUAUUCUUCUUUCCAAAGGAAAAAAUAGUUUUUGAACAUUGAAGCAAAGAUGCCAAAGUGUGGAACAAUGUAUUGGCUUAGAGUGGAAAAUUCACUUAUUCAUAAUCUGUAAAAGAUGUUUUCAGAAUGGAGUCCAUUCAUUUCUGGAUUUAGCAGAGAAGCAAAUUCUCUCCUGAUUGUAGAGAAGAGCUGAUGUUAUCUAGUAAUGUAGUUAUCUAGUAAACUACAUUGAUUACAUUAAUUAACAUGCUUUAUGUGUUUUUUUAUGGGAGACUUUAUACAACAGCCAAGCUUGCCAUGUUUAUUUUCUGCUUUAAUGAUUAUAUCUGUGUGAUGCUGUAAUAUUGUAAAAAUCUGAAUAAUCUAAAUUUAUUUGUAACAUUUAGUUGAUUUUGGUUAUUUAAUCUUUCAUCCUGAUUAACUUUUACAAAAGAAAAAUAAAGAAUGUCAAAGCUAACAGUUUUUGAAUCUGUGAGACUGUUGCUUUAAACAUGCACAAAUUUCAGAUUGCUUGUUAACUGAAGAUUUGUUGGUCAAAAGGAAAAGGCCAAUUCCAAACAUGUUGUUUAGAUGGUUAAUUCAGGAGGAAAUAGUGAUGAGGUACAGGUGUGUGUGUAUGGGGGCGGGGCUUGUCUGGUUUCAUUUGGCUGCAGUUUGUUCUCACAAGGUUCACUUUCAUGAUUGAACAACAUUUUUGUAAUGAGGUUGUUAUCCUGUGUUUCAUUUUCUGUUUUAAUAAAGAGUUUUAAUAAUU
This is a messenger RNA of Xiphophorus hellerii (green swordtail), 3259 nucleotides long. Its product is annotated as tripartite motif-containing protein 16-like. Gene Ontology annotation, molecular function: protein binding; zinc ion binding. The transcript has a single exon. NCBI's taxonomy places the organism in Eukaryota, Metazoa, Chordata, Actinopteri, Cyprinodontiformes, Poeciliidae. Bases 244 to 1968 code for a protein of 574 amino acids. The record is from RefSeq and is a predicted model, not a curated record.